This is a messenger RNA of Macadamia integrifolia, 2023 nucleotides long. Its product is annotated as glycosyl hydrolase 5 family protein-like. The record is from RefSeq and is a predicted model, not a curated record. Gene Ontology annotation, molecular function: hydrolase activity, hydrolyzing O-glycosyl compounds. The coding region runs from base 55 to 1761 and encodes 568 amino acids. The transcript has 4 exons. NCBI's taxonomy places the organism in Eukaryota, Viridiplantae, Streptophyta, Magnoliopsida, Proteales, Proteaceae.
UCCGAUUCCUACAGAAAUCUCCCAAAUUAACCACAAAAUUUUCAAUAUUUCAACAUGAAUAAACCAUCUUCCUUACUAGUAAUCACGUUUCUGGUACUCUCUCCUAAUUUUCUCUUUCUACUGCAAUGGCCUGUGACGGCUCUACCUCUCUAUACCAAUUCGCGUUGGAUUGUGGAUGAAAGCGGGCAAAGAGUGAAGCUGGCAUGUGUGAAUUGGGCUUCACACCUUGAACCGAUGGUGGCCGAGGGUCUUAGUAAGCAGCCCUUAGAUGUGAUCUCAAAGGGGAUCAUAUCGAUGGGAUUCAAUUGUGUUCGGCUUACCUGGCCACUCUUCUUGGUCACCAACCGCUCCUUAGCCUCCAUGACUGUCCGGCAGUCCUUCCAAAGCCUCGGUCUCGUCGAGACCAUUGCCGGCGUCCAAGUAAACAACCCAUCUCUGCUUGAUCUUCUCCUCAUCCAAGCUUACCAGGUUGUGGUAUCCAACCUUGCGGAGAACAAUGUAAUGGUGAUAUUAGACAACCAAAUUAGCAAGCCUGGUUGGUGUUGCAGUAACUUUGAUGGCAAUGGCUUCUUUGGUGACCGAUACUUCGACCCAGAUCUAUGGCUUAAAGGGUUAACCGCAAUUGCAACCAUGUUCAACGGCACCACCAAUGUGGUCGGCAUGAGUCUAAGGAAUGAACUCCGGGGACCCAAGCAAAACACAACAAAUUGGUACAGGUACAUGCAAAAAGGGGCUGAAACAGUGCACGCAGCAAACCCAAAUGUUCUUGUUAUACUCUCCGGGUUAAGUUUCGACAAGGAUUUUACAUUCCUUGUCAAACAACCAGUGAACCUAACCUUUACUGGGAAGCUAGUAUUUGAGGUGCAUUGGUAUUCAUUUUCGGAUGGGAAGGCUUGGGAGAGUGGAAACCCAAAUCAGGUCUGUGGAAGUGUGGUGAAUAAUUUGAUGAGGAAUGCUGGGUUCUUGCUGGAUCAAGGGUGGCCACUAUUUGUGAGUGAGUUUGGGGUGGAUCAAAGAGGUACCAAUGUGAAUGACAACAGGUACUUGAAUUGCUUCUUUGGUGUUGCUGCUGAUUUGGAUUGGGACUGGGCCUUGUGGACACUAGUUGGGAGUUACUACCUCAGAGAAGGGGUGUUGGGAAUGGAUGAGACUUAUGGCUUGUUGGAUUAUGCUUGGUCUCAAUCUCGGAAUUCUAGCUUCUUACAAAGACUUUCUACUCUACAAACUCCUUUUCAAGGACCUGGAAUCUCUGAUGUUAGGCAACAUAAAAUAAUUCUCCAUCCAUCAACCGGACUCUGUGUUCAGCGUAACUCAAUAGAAGAGCCACUAAGUUUAGGCUCUUGUACGGAGCCUGAAGCUUGGAGCUACACACCCCAAAAUACUAUAGUGCUUAAGGGGACAUAUUUCUGCAUACAAGCUGAUGGGUUAGGUAAGAAAGCAAAGCUUGGAAUCAUUUGCACUGAAGCUAACUCAAAAUGGAAGGCAAUAUCAGACUCCAAAAUGCACUUGUCAUCAAACCUCUGCAAUGGAAGCACAGUGUGUUUGGAUGUUGACUCUAACAAUGCCAUAGUCACUAAUCCAUGCAAAUGCUUAAGUAGAGACAACAGGUGUGAUCCUGGAAGUCAAUGGUUCAAGAUUGUUAAUAGCACAAGGACAACGAGAUCAACCAGUACUACUGCCAGACUAUUACCUCUUCCUAAUUUAUACGAGAAGGUUCGAUUUGAUCAAUUGGAGAAUGUUGGAGCAGUAAGUGAGACAUGAACAACAUUAUAAGCUCUAACAAAUGCCAAGUUAAAUAGCAGGGCCACAUGCUUGGAAAAGGCAUUUUAUUCCAUGGACCUUUAUGAUGCAUUGAGCUAUAUCUAAAUUUUUCUAGUCUGAGUAUCGGUUAUUAAUUGAAGUAAAAUCUUGUUGUAAUCAAGGUUGGUGAAAAAGAAUAUGUAACCUUAUUUUUUCUUGAGAAAAAAUGAAUAAUAAAAAAUCCUAUUAUUGUUAAACAUAAUAAUUCUCUCGUUGACUUUGA